Molecule: messenger RNA, 1867 nt
Organism: Vombatus ursinus (common wombat)
Lineage: Eukaryota; Metazoa; Chordata; Mammalia; Diprotodontia; Vombatidae
Gene: UBE2A
Product: ubiquitin conjugating enzyme E2 A
Exons: 6
Coding region: 218-676 (152 amino acids)
Biological process (GO): protein polyubiquitination; proteasome-mediated ubiquitin-dependent protein catabolic process; DNA repair
Cellular component (GO): HULC complex
Molecular function (GO): ubiquitin conjugating enzyme activity
Source: RefSeq, a predicted model, not a curated record
GGUUGGUAUCGGCCCUCCCUGCUCUGGGCCCGGGGCUCCAGCGUUCUAGUCGGAGUCCGACUCUGCGCCGGCUGCGUCUCUAUUUGGUCCUCAUCCACCUCCCCCUCCUCCCCCUGCCCCUCCUCCUCUAGCCGCCGCCUCAUCCUCCUCCACCUCCUCCUCCUGCUGCCCAGCCGCUGGUCUAUGCCCCACCCCUGAGCCCGCAGCAGUCCGCGACAUGUCCACCCCGGCUCGGCGGCGCCUCAUGCGGGACUUCAAGAGGCUGCAAGAGGACCCUCCUGCCGGGGUCAGCGGAGCCCCGUCGGAGAACAACAUUAUGGUGUGGAACGCAGUCAUUUUCGGGCCCGAGGGGACCCCGUUUGAAGAUGGCACAUUUAAACUUACAAUAGAAUUCACAGAAGAAUAUCCAAACAAACCACCUACAGUAAGAUUUGUCUCUAAAAUGUUUCAUCCAAAUGUCUAUGCAGAUGGUAGUAUAUGCCUGGAUAUACUUCAGAAUCGUUGGAGUCCAACCUAUGAUGUUUCCUCCAUUUUGACAUCCAUACAGUCUUUAUUGGAUGAGCCUAAUCCCAACAGUCCAGCAAACAGCCAGGCUGCUCAGCUAUACCAGGAGAACAAGCGAGAAUAUGAAAAGCGAGUUUCGGCAAUAGUAGAACAGAGCUGGCGUGAUUGUUGACCCAGGACGAUACAAACGAACAGUCUGGUCAAAAGGAAAAAAUUCUGUCUGUCCCUUGCCUUCUUUUCCUAUUAGCAUCAUUACAUUUAUUUUGUUGAAAACAAAACAGCUGUUAUGCUGUUGCCACCCUUCCUUGCUGAAGCUUUCCUUCCUCCCUCCCCUUCUGACAUCCGAGAACACCUACUACAAAGUCAAAAUGUAUUGUACUUGGGUUACUUGUAAAAGAAUUACUAAUACUGAAUUCCUUUUCUGUGGUACUUCAUCUCCAAUUUUAGGAUAGUAUCGUACAUUAACUGUACUUUCCACUAAGCUUUUAAAAUAAUGGUUAUGCACAAGGGUACUUAUGUAGCUUGAUAACAUAUUUCUAUGCACACAUGCACAUUUAAAAAAAAAACUGAAUUGAUUAAAGUGAUGAAAAAUUAGUCCAGGCUGGUCUUAGGAGCAUGAGUUUGAAGCACUUACUCUACCUAGAGUUUUCCCACUUAGAAUGGAAAAACUUGAUUCCACGUAAAGUAAUCCAUUUAUAAAGUUGGUCUGGGCUAUUCCUGGGAGAUGGUAGGUUAAUGACAGGAAGGAAAAAUGUUAUUAAAUAGGAGCAUCACUUAAAAAAGAAAAACAAAUCCCACCCACUCACAUUUUUAGGUAUUAACUAGAGCUGUAACUGUGGUCUAGUAACUAGGUAUGACAUCGAAGGGAAGAUCUGUCGGUUUUGAGGUCGGGAGGUAAAGAAACUCCUACUCUGGUUUCUACGUUUUGGUGAGAAUGAGAGAUCCCUUAUUGACUUUGGAGGAGCGAAGCUGUCCCUACAGUUUGUUUGCUCACUCUCUCUCUUCUGAGUUUAAAUUACCCAAGGAAUGAAGUACCUCUUGGCAAAAAGCAUCUUGCUGCUUCACACUUGCCCAAUCCAGAGCUUCGUACCAAGCAGUAAGUAUGCUUUAGCCCCUUCAGAUUCAUGAGAGCCUCCCUCUUUUUGGUUCAGAGUCCAGAAACCCUUCAGGCUAAGGCUGUCUGGACUUUGUGAGAAAUGAUACAUUUAUCAGGACAGUAUGGGGCACUGCUUAUAAAUGUUCUGUUUACGUCCAUUGUCAUCUUUUGUGCAGCUCAGUCUGUUCAAGUAAUUUUGCACAAGUAGCCCAUGUAAAAAGUGUACAUUUUUCCAGAAAUUGUAAAUAAAAAGUAACCUUAAAUUUA